Messenger RNA from Scophthalmus maximus (turbot), 6362 nucleotides. RefSeq lists its product as uncharacterized. The coding region runs from base 504 to 4064 and encodes 1186 amino acids. The record is from RefSeq and is a predicted model, not a curated record. Gene Ontology annotation, molecular function: guanyl-nucleotide exchange factor activity. Lineage: Eukaryota; Metazoa; Chordata; Actinopteri; Pleuronectiformes; Scophthalmidae. Gene Ontology annotation, biological process: positive regulation of Rho protein signal transduction. The transcript is spliced from 8 exons.
ACCACGGUUCCCAAGGAGAAAGCCGCACAGGAACGAGGUCGUCUAUCCCGGAUCCUCCGGUAAAAAAACCCCCAAAAGAAACCUUUAAAUCAGCACGAGGGGGAGGACGGACUGGGUCCCGGACACAGAUGACCCGGUCGAUGCGGUGAUUUCACGGCAGCAACCGGUUACUGGUCCAGAGCCCCGCACGGAUCCCGCAUCCUCCAGCGCCAGGAGAGGAGCUGCUGCCUGCAGGUUCCAACCCGCUUGAAGCUGAACGUGGAUCCAGACAGAAGCGGGACUUUCCUUCUUCUCUGUGAUGAUGAGCUGCAGAUGAAAGAGCCCUGGAAAUAACCCUGAGUGACUCCGGGCGACGUCUGUCUGACUGAGAGACACGAGGAGGCCGGGGCACUUUGGGAUCCGAGCCAAUGACCCGCGGGAGGCGAGGGGCGGCGUGAAGGCUUGAUUACAAUGGGGCUGCAGAUCUUCAUACCCGGUGACUGUGUGUCCGAGCGCCGCUCACUAUGCCCUCCGCCAUGCAACACGUGAAGCCUCCACCGCCAUGUGACUACCCCUGCACGUCCUCUGCCACAGCCUCCGCCGGCUUUCCUGCAGGCUGCGCCUCCCCCCUCGACCUUGUCGUAGACAUGGAGCCCUGCAUUGCCAACCUCCCGCUGUCCCCCGACCCCCUGUCGUCCUUCCCUCGACACAGACCCGGCGCUCCUCACUACCCCGGCCUCCACGGACCUCCUUACCCUCUCAUGGCCAGGUGUAACAGCAGCACUCUGCUCUCCAACCUGGGGCUGAGGUACUGCUCCAGCAGGCAGAGCCCCUUAGGGAUGGGGCUGAGUCAGGGGAUGGCCCCGGGCUCCUUCCACACCGGAGGCAACUGCGGCCGGCCGUACAGGAGUAUGGAGAACCUGAACUGGAACGCUGUGGCAGAUUCGGGCCUGUGUGCAUUCAGUGCUGCCCCCUACAGGAGUGUGGACAGUGAGUUUAUUUUACGCUGCACAUCCAUGAGCCACUGGUAUGACGGGCCCCCAGAUGGAUCUCUGGUGGGGACUCAUGGACUACCCAACCAAGAGAGCCUGGCAUUCUACCCUCGACAUGUGUUACCCAGGAAGGACCUACCGCUCUUCCCCCAGCUGCUUUUUCCAGGUGGCGUUGACGAAUGGGAUGCAAGGAAAGGCCUGAGGGAGAAACUCCGCUUGCAGAGUGCGAGGUCGGCACUUGAGUCUCUGAAGCCCCUCCCUUUGAGGCCUCAGGUGACCCAAGGAUGUGCACCCAUCGAGAAGGAGGGUGUGCAGUCAACAGGCGCUGGUCCCAGGCCGCUGUGCCCAAUGCGCAUCACCAACCCCGAGGAGAUCAAGCAGGAGGUCCUGAGGCGCCUGCAGCUCCGGCGUCAGAACAGCAGCCCCAACCUCACUCUCCACAGCUCCCCGUCCGCCCCCAAAGUGGUCAAAACAUCCUUCACAACCGAGAACAUCGUAGGCAACAGGCUUGGAUCCGAUCCUGCGUCCGAGUGCCGCAGACCUCCUGCGGGACGCCUACACAUCCCAACAUUUGAGGAGUUUAAGCGGAUGAGGCAGAAGGAGGGGGAGCAGGGCAAAGAGUCCACAGCGGGUUCUGUGGUAUCUGGAAAGACUGAGGAAGCAGCAUCAGACAGUGAGAUACCUGCCUCUGAUCGGACUGUCCAUGAGUCAGGUUCUCGUAUAGAGGAGAGAAGAGACCACGAGGAGAAACUUCCUUCUAACACUGUGAACGGACACAGCACCGCGGAUCCUACCUCCGUUACCAGCACUUAUUCCCCCAUCCGCACUGGCCCGUCUCCACGUUCGCCCCUACAGCCGCUGGCAAGCUCAGCCCAGGAGAAAGCGACCGCCGCAGGGGCGAAUGACGGUAGCAUUAGCAGGCGCAGGAGGAGCAGCCUGGAACCAGCCGGGUCAGUUCCCUUCCCGCACGGCAGAGAGAACUGGGAACGGCCCUCCAGCUGCUGCCCGGCGCUCCUCCUGGAGGGGACGGACCUGUCAAGCUACGGGGCUAAGAUUUACAAGAUGAAGGAUGGCCUCAUCGGCUCCGCACUGGACCUCAUCAAGAAGAGCUGCAGUGCAGAGAUUUCCGCCGAGACUCCCGUCAGGCUGUCAGGUGACCGGCACGGAGGCUGUGACAUCACCGCCCCCUCGACCGACUGUCAGCCCUCCGCCGUUGCCAUGGCAACGUCGGCAACGUCGGCCUGCAGAGCCGAGGCUGCCGACGAGACGCCUGCAGGAGGUGGAGGAGGAGGAGGAGGAAGAGAGGAAGCAGAAGAAUGCCACACCGGCCUGGGCUGCAGGCGCUCCAGCUCGGACGUGGCCUAUGAGCUGGCGGAGACGGUGAGGGCACAGCGCGAGUGCCGUCUGCGGCCCCACUACAGCGACCCCAUGCCGGCCGACGCCUCCAAGCGCAAACAGCUGGAGAUGAAGAUCGCUGCCGCCGCCCGCCUCCACAGCCACCGCCGGGACCGAGACCGAGACCGGGACAGCGCUCCUGCAGCACUCCGCGGCCGCUCAGAGCCCCCCGGUGAGGAGCGCCAGGCGGGUCUGGGUGUGACUCGGUCCGGGCAGCACCGCUGGAGCACCAUCAGCAGCCUGAGCGCCGACAGCGGCGUGGUGGGUCUCAGCGACGAGAGGGAGGAGGAGGACAGCGAGCCUCGCCGCUGCCGCCGCAACAGGGGGGCCGAGGUGGAGCGGGUGGACAGCGGCAUUGGCCCGGGGCUGUCGCGCACCUGGAAGAGGCCAUCCGCCUCCCUCCGAGCCUGGGAGGCCCAGAGGCCCUGUCCGGACUGCGGCCUGAGGGACGGGGCGUCCAAAGAGCGGGGCGAGCGCAUGUGCGAGCGCUGCUCCAAGCUGCGCACGGAGCGCAAGGAAGCCAUCCUGGAGUUCCUGAACACAGAGUCCAGCUACGGCGAGGACCUGCGGAUCAUCAGGGAGGAGUUCUACUGCCCCAUGCAGAGCGCGGGGCUGCUGACGGCCGAGCAGCUCGCCGUGGUGUUCAGCAACGUGCAGGAGCUGAUCGACGUCAACGACCGCUUCACUGAACACCUGCAGGACAGCAUCGACCACGCCUUCGACCAGGGAGAUGAGGAUCUGCUGACGGUGCACAUAGGGGAGAUCUUCCUGGAGUUCGUCAACAUGCUGCCCGCCUUCCAGACCUACUGCCUGCAGCAGUCCACCGCGGUCAACAUGCUCAACACGCUGGAGAAAGAGAAGGAACUGCUCAGAAUCUUCCUGGAUGUCUCCCAGAACGACAACACAGCGCUGCGCCGGAUGAACCUGCGCUCCUUCCUCAUGGCGCCCCUGCAGCGCGUGACCAAAUACCCGCUCUUGUUGAGCCGCAUCAUCAAGGUCACCACCGAAUGCCACCCCGACUACGCGCGCCUCCGCGAGGCCAAGAGUCGGGUGGAGUCCCACCUGGAGCACAUCAACAUGAAGACCAAGCAGGAGGGCAACGGCGUCACCUGGUCCCUGCGCUCGUUCCGCCGCGACAGCCGCAAGAACCGCGAGGUGAUCAACAUCGAGAUGCGCGAGGUCUCCAUGAAGACGGUGGGCUGGGCCCGGGAGAACACCCGCUUCGUCAUGGAGGGGCCGCUCCAGCUGUCGCAGCCGGCCGACGGCCAGUGGCUGAAGAAGGGCAGCAAGGCCCUCAAGUUCCAGAAUGUCCAGAGCCUGCUGAUGGUGAGGACGCAGCGGGCGGGGGACGCCCCCGGACCGGGCGGCGAGCCGGCGCCGCAGGUGGAAGGCGGCGGAGAGAGCAUUCGAGACGGAGUGCUGGUUCUGAUCAAGGACAAGAGCAGCGGGAAGUUCGCGGUGCUGCGAGAGCCGAUCCGCCUCGGGAACUGCGUGGUGUCGACGGACCCGGACUGCGAGGACACGUUCGAGGUGCUCGACAUCCGGCGGGAGUCCUUUGUCUUCCGCGCCUCGGACAAAUCGCGCACGCAGCAGUGGUUCCAUCAGAUCAAGAGGUACACGCGAGACUUGGGCACGUGGAGGAAGAGGCGCAACGCUUUGCCCAACAUCAUGAUCAACACAAACCAGACGCGCUCCUGAGAACCGACACCCGGACUUUGUCACUCUGUAAAUAACCUUGAACUGCAAAAUCAGCGGACAACAGGAAAACGACAGCACUGUUCUGACAAUGUGAGAUUUCAGUCAAAAACAACCUUUCUCAAAGUCUCAUGAGGCUGAGGAGAAGGAGGAUAUAGCACUUUCCCCCCCCCUUACAAAGCUACACGUGCACCAUAUGCUGUCAUGGAAAUAGCGUACGAGGUUUUUUAUUUUAAAGCCGUUGACGUGAAAAAUAUCCGAUUCUUGGGACAACCAAAAAAAAAAAACUUGGGCUGUGCUCGUCAGCCUUGAUUGUAAAGACUGUUCGCCCGCGUUUUCAGUAAAUGAGGUGUGUCUGUCGAACGAACGCCAUGACUGCACAUGACUGACUGCAAAACAAGACAAAAUUGUAAUGUCUUUUCUUUUCUUUUAAAUACAAGACAGUAACGGGGGGGAAAUAACAACGUUUUAGUUUUUUUGUGUUGGUAUGUAGUGGUCAAGAGGAGCCUUGUUGAGUGGUUUCUGUCCAUUGUCCUGACCUCUCCUCGUCCGCGCGCCGCCGCCACCUACUGUACGUCGGCGGUGGAGCAACUUUCACUGCCAGAGACGCAGUUGAGCAGAGCCUCUCCCUGAGAAACACGCUGAGCGAAACCCCCCGUGUCACUGUGUUCUCAAAACGAGAGAAGCUCACACGAACAGCAAUAAUAUCUGCCAGUUUUUCGGGGGGAAAAAAAAGAAGUAGCUGCUGUAAAUGUGUUCGGUUUCCUCUUUUUUGGCGUUCAGGUGCAUCGGUGCGAGGCUUCACGCGGGGGGCGGAAUUCAAGUGACGCCUCGGAUCUGUUUUUUUCCUGUUGGUCGACGACGUGGCGAAAGCAGCUCGAGAGGAGUCUAGUCAAAUCUCUUUUCGUGUUAAUGUCGCCGGUGGGAUCUACAGCGUUGUGUAAUUAGGAGAACCAGUUGACGGGAAUCUCUGGAGGCGAUCUCCCUCUAUUCUGAAAUGGGGGGAAAAAAAUGAAACAUCCUCCAGGUCAUUAUUCAAAAUUUAAGGCGACAGACAAAGUUCACAACGUAACAGAAUGAAAUUCUAAAUUGUGGAACACAAUAUCACGUACCUCUCUCGCCCAUGGAGCGCAUGAGCAGGAAGGGGACGAGAGAAAGCGCGAAACGCCCUUUUAUGGGCGGGGUCCCCCGAAAAAAGGUAACAGACACUCAGUCACAAACGUUCCACAUAUUAACAAUGUCAGGCAAUGAUUAUAUGCACAUUGUGUAAUUACAAAUUAUACAAUAUUGGAUACAUAUAAUACUGCUGCAUAAUUAAAAUUGUUAAAUUAACAUCAGGCCAAAUAGUGAGUGAUGAGUUUUUCCAACAAAACUGAGGGUUUUUGGAACAGAUACCCUCCAACGUGUUCCUCUGGUCUCCAGAAUAUCCCCAAAAAUUGUGUUAUAUGGCCAUUUCAAAUACCUAAAAGACAACGGACAGUCGUUUGAAUUUUUGGGGUUUUAUCCGACCAACAAUCCUCAAUUAGUAAGCUCGACAAUUAAUUGAUUGUGUCAAUCAGCUACCUACCGAUUUGUCAUUUGUCGAACCCCUUGUUUCUCGACGACCUGUCCCUCAAAAACGGUCCCGACCGUCUUGUCGCGGUUUGUUGUCACGUGACCGAGCAAUGAGCUGUUGUGCCUUGGUACUACUGUAGAUCGCUGUUAACACCGAAGUUGACGGAAAUGUGUGCAGCCUCCGGAGAUACGGACUACACUCUGCCCCUCUGCUGGCAACGUGACGGAGAUUUAAUCAUAAAAGGCAAUAUAACGGUAUUCCUCUGGACGGGUCCUUGGCUGCUGAUAAUGUUUCUACUUCUCCUGGUUGCGUUUAUUUAUGAAUUUCUUUGAUGCACUUUAUUAUUAUUAUUAUUCCGUGAUAGAGCACUCUCUGGUAGAACUGCUGGUGAAAUAAAUCUCGCAGUCCUUGUUAAUUCACAAGUCUUCAUGUUAGAAGGAACCUUGAGUUCUGUUUGACACAGUCAUCGAACCAAAACCUCUAUUUAAGACCGAUGCUGUUAUUUUUGUUCUUUUUUUUAUAAAGUAGCACUAGAACAGGUAGCGAAUCACUGUAACGGAGGGCAGGGCUGCUCAACGCCGCACCAACACUCCUGUGCUGUUGGAGGACGCUGUUUCAGAUUUGAAAAUGUACAAAAAAAGAGACUGAAUUCCGUGUCGUUACUUUCCUUUUUCCUCAUUUGCAUUUGAAAGGCCUGAUGUAUUAUUUCCCCCGAUGAAUUCUAUUAAAAAGGUUUUAAACACAAA